CUCGUGAUCAUCGCCUUCUUGCUUUCCGAUCAUCAACACACGUUUGGUGAAUGAGUCAGAGACGGUAAAGCAGGAAAACCCAGCUGCAGAUGUACACAUACUGACCAGGCGACAAUGACAGUUUGGCUAUGAGCCAUCAGGAUCCAUGGCGGCUUGGCAGCGGAUAACCGCCCGCUCUUCGCUGCCGCCAGUCGGCUUGUUGUUGUUGCUGUUGUCGGUAAGGAGCGCCGGGAGAUCUCUGGAGAAAUGCGGCGGCGACAAUUCUUGUCAGCCUCAAAGACCUCCCGUGGUCCUCAUUCCGGGGGAUCUGGGAAACCAGUUGGAAGCGAAGCUGGAUAAACCCAGUGUGGUGCAUUACAUCUGUUAUAAGAAGACCGACUCCUUCUUCACUCUGUGGCUCAACCUGGAGCUGCUGGUGCCUGUAGCCAUAGACUGUUGGAUAGACAACAUAAGGCUGAUCUACAACAGGACCACACACACCACCUCGUCCCCCCCGGGUGUGGACAUCCGUGUCCCUGGGUUCGGACAGACGUAUUCAGUGGAGUAUCUGGACCCCAGCAAACGCAGUGUGGGCAUGUAUUUCUUUAGUAUAGUGCAGGCGAUGGUGGAGUGGGGUUACACCAGAGAUGAUGAUGUCAGAGGAGCCCCCUAUGAUUGGAGAAAAGCCCCCAAUGAGAAUAAAGAGUAUUUCCUGGCGCUGCAGAAGAUGAUCGAGGAGAUGGCGGAGAAGGCUGGCGGGCCCGUGGUGCUGAUCGCUCACAGCAUGGGAAACAUGUACACGUUGUACUUCCUCAACCAGCAGCCACAGGCCUGGAAAGACAAAUACAUCAAAGCUUUCAUUUCUCUGGGACCACCGUGGGCUGGGGUGGCCAAGACCCUCCGCGUGGUCACCUCUGGUGAUAAUAACCGCAUCCCGGUGAUCAGCUCAUUGAAGAUUCGUUCCCAGCAGCGCACUGCUGUCUCCACCUCCUGGCUCCUCCCCUAUGCCCACUCCUGGCCCAAAGAUAAGGUCCUGGUCCAGACACCCACCACCAACUACACCGUGUUGGACUACAAGCGCUUCUACUCGGAUAUUGGUUUUGAGGACGGCUGGCUGAUGCGGCAGGACACGGAGCCACUGGUCGCUGACCUCACGCCCCCUGGUGUGGCCGUCCACUGCUUGUAUGGCAGUGGCAUUCCCACAUCGGAGGCCUUCCAGUACUCCGGUAAGUUCCCAGAUGUGGAGCCCACGGUUGUGAUCGGCGAUGGAGACGGGACAGUGAACCUGCUUAGUGCCACUCAGUGCAAGCGGUGGGUGGGGCAGCAGAAACAGCCGGUGACGUUAAAAGAGCUUCCCGGGAAUGAACACGUGAACAUGCUGUUGAACUUCACGACGGUGGCUUACAUCAAGACCGUGCUGUUCUCCCCGUGAUGCCGGCAGAAACUGAGGGACACGGCUUAACACACCCACACACACACACACACACUCUGUAAUAUUUAAACUCCACAUAUACAUGCGCACAGAGCCAUAUGUGGACAGACUCAUCUCGCCUGUCUCUCUGAACAUUGCCUGCCAGAAUAAUCCUGUGUACAUGCCACACUGCUCAAGAAAAAGUAUUGAACUUUUGUAGUAAUAUCACAGAUCAAAAAUUUUAAAUUAAUUUUAUACAGUAGCUGUAAUUAUACAAUUUAUGUUAAUUAAUGUCAGCUUGUUUACUGUUUAGCAAACCUAAAAAACUUUUAUAUUGGUCUCAGAUUUUAAAGAACCCUAGAUUUUACCUACGAAAUUCACGUUAUGAUGAUAAAGGACGUGUAUUAAAAAUCAAAAACCAGGGAUAAACUGUAUGUGCCACUUUCUGAGUUAUUAAUCAAAGUCAGAUCUUUUUAUUAAUGUCGUGAAAGAGAUUGCUGAACUCUUGACUCUAAUGUUGUUAAUGCUAAAUGUUAUAGCACAUAUAUUGUUUGUAUCUUUCUCAGUGCAACAGGUUACAUGUUUCAGUGCUUGGUGUAUAUUUAUAACACCUAAUUAGAAACAACUUGCUUAAUUUUUUUGUCACAUAAUUUGAUUUCUAGUGAUCCUUUUGUUGAUUCUUUUUCCGUUUUAUUCUUUGCAUGCAGCCGAGCUGUAAAUCCCUGAUGGUCCUGGGACUUUGUUGUUUAUAUUAUGUUGUCGAUGAGUCGUGUGCUGAAGAACCUGAACCAUACCUGGAAUAUGGACAUUGAAUUUAGUCGUGUCAAAGCUGCUCAACAAACCAAAUGACAAACAAAAUUUUUAAUAUUUAACAACAUUUUUAAGCAUAAAAAAAAAUCAUAUUCUGCUCUUAGUUGUUUGUUUCCCAACUGGCUGUAUCAAAAAGUAGCCAAAUGACCUUUUAAGUCUUGAAAUCAGUGUUUCAGCAUUAAUGCAUAAUCUCUGAUCUAAAGUUAAAUGACCUAUAUUCAGCGUAGAAAUGCUGCUUUUUGCUGGCCAGCAUGUAUUCCUACAUUACCUCCACCCAUCACUGCUCAUAUCUGCUCACUUUCUCUCGUCCUGUCCAGCAUAUGUUGAUGGUUCUGUAAAUAUUUUUCCUGGAGUUUGGUUUGAACCAGGUGCCUCGACAGGCUGGAUUUACACAGGCACAAAAUGAGGGGACUUUUAUUGCUUUAUGGUAUAAAUCUGAUCUUUUCUUGGCUGUUGUAUUAUUUGUUGUUUCCUCUUUCUGUUUAGACAGACAUGAAAAGUUCAGACUGCUGUCAUACCGAGUUUAAAACUCGACUCCCUGUCCUUGUGGAAAUGCAGCCAGAAUCUCUCUGACCUGAGUGAUUGUACUGUGCUAUCCAGCCCUCACUGGACCAAACCAAAAUGAUAUGCUCUAAAUAUCAUAUCUGCUGUGAACUAUCAUAAAUGUGUGUCAUAAACAUGUGUUGCCUAUAAAGUAAAACAUUUCAAAUAUUACUCUCA
Thunnus maccoyii (southern bluefin tuna) is the source of this 2920-nucleotide messenger RNA. RefSeq names its product phospholipase A2, group XV (gene pla2g15). Gene Ontology annotation, cellular component: lysosome. The transcript has 7 exons. Bases 146 to 1411 code for a protein of 421 amino acids. Lineage: Eukaryota; Metazoa; Chordata; Actinopteri; Scombriformes; Scombridae. Gene Ontology annotation, biological process: ceramide metabolic process; phosphatidylcholine metabolic process. The record is from RefSeq and is a predicted model, not a curated record.